GAAAGGGACAGAAUGGACAAAAAAGGGUACAUUUUGCAAGAACUUGCCUGUUAAUAUAGGAAGAUCAUCUUCCUCUUGGAGCCAUUGAUCUUAUAAUGGCAGAGGAAAACCCAGAAACCAAGCUUCCUCAGCAGCACAUCGAUCCUCAGUCACUGCUCUUCCCACCAAGAGGAUCACUGGAUCAUGUUUCUGGAUCGGGAACACCUCGAAAAACGACGUGGCCAGAGGUGGUAGGUCUGGUGGCAGAAGAAGCAGAGAGGAAGAUUAAGGAAGACAUGCCAAGAGCCCGGAUUCAGGUGGUCCCGCCGGGCUGCUUUGUCACCAUGGAUUUCAAUCAAGAACGGGUCCGCUUGCACGUCGACUCAUCGGGAAAAGUAGCCGGGCCUCCUAGAGUCGGCUGACAAGUUCUUACUCUGCAGUAUGAUCAAUCAUUUCUGUUUCGUGUAAUCAAAGUCUGUAAUGCCUGGAGAUAACUGGUUUAAGACUUGCAUGGAGAAAUAAAACGUUCUAUCUUGCAUGGUCAA
Diospyros lotus (date-plum) is the source of this 524-nucleotide messenger RNA. RefSeq names its product subtilisin inhibitor CLSI-I-like. Gene Ontology annotation, biological process: response to wounding. The transcript has 2 exons. The record is from RefSeq and is a predicted model, not a curated record. Gene Ontology annotation, molecular function: serine-type endopeptidase inhibitor activity. Lineage: Eukaryota; Viridiplantae; Streptophyta; Magnoliopsida; Ericales; Ebenaceae. The coding region runs from base 96 to 401 and encodes 101 amino acids.